AUGACGACUCCGUUCCCUCUCCUACACCUUCCAAGACUUGCAUUGAUACUUGUUUUUCAACACAUGGGGCACCGUUAUUCAAUGCACGAAAUACUCGCAUUCUGUCACGUCUCCAAACGAGCCAGAAGUGUUGCAAAGUGUCUCAAAUUUAUUCCUCCUAAAUAUUUCGUACUGAAUCAACAUGCUUCGUCUAUGGAGAUCAUUCUUUAUUUUAUGAGACAUCCAACAGUUAGAUUAUGCUAUCGGAAGGAAAAGGAUUCAGUGACACUUCAGAGCGAAGCAACUGCAACUGCUUGGACCAACAUUGGAUUUACAGUGGUUGAAUGGACUAAACGGAUGUUCGAUGUGUCUAACUGUGAAAAAUUCGAGACUGUGAUGCUCCAUAAACCACCGGAGUUUGAUGAUUUCUUCUCGAUAUUUUCUGAACAUUGUCGAAGAAUUGGUAAGCUGAUUCUCUACCCAGUCAGUACCGAUAGUUUUACAAAGCAAGUUGUGGAAACUCUUCUGCCAAUCACUUCAAACAUUUCGUUCUACAUUUCAAAAGACUCAUUCAAAGAUCCCAAAGAGCUCCGGAAAAUCUUGAGUCAAGAAAUUGAUUCUAUGGAGAUCCAUGUUCGUGGUUCUCCUUUUUCCUUAAAUCUGAGUGACCUUAUCACCUCAAAUGCCGUAAAAUUCUUCUUGAGAGGUCUGACGUUAACUCAAAAAGAACUAAACGAAUUUUUCAAAAUGUGGAAGAGAAACGAGUGUAAUCCACGACUGGAAUAUCUGACAGUUCUGCUAUACGAAGACGUCUUUGAAGACGCUAUACUCAGUGGACUGGAUGCGGUUAAAGUCCUUAAUGGGAGUUCAUCCAGAUCCAGUAAUAUUGGUUAUUCCGACAAAAUCGCGGGAUUUGAUAUCAAAAGAAUCGAUGGAAAGAUUGGAACAAUCAAGUUUGGACUCAAUUUUGUUAACUUUUAUUUUUCGAAAGUUUGCAAACAACGCUCUUCACUCGCGUUGCGGUCGAGCGAUGCGGUCUCCUCCGAUUCCACCAGACAUCGAUCCCACAGUCAACUGUGCAGAUCGCAGUUCACUCGCGUCGCGGUCGUGCGGUGCGGUCUCGCCCCAACACCACCAGACAUUGAUUCCUCAUCUCAUUCAUGCCCUCUCCCUCCUACCAAGAUGACGACUCCGUUCCCUCUCUUACGUCUUCCAAAACAUGCACUGAUUCCUGUUUUCCAACAAAUGAAACUUAUUGAUGUAAUCGCUUUAUCUCUCCUCUCUAACCGAGCGAGAAUUUUAUCAAAAACUUCUUGUGGUCUAUCAGUAACUUCUAUCAAUAUAGCGGCUAUCAAUCACUCUCUCGAUCUUGACAUAGUCCUGAGUGAUGACAAAAAACUACAAAUACUUUUAUGUCUCAUACCUGAGAAUUAUAAGGAAUUUGUGGUAGUUUCUGUUGACAACAAGACAGUUAUAUGGCGCACUUUGGGGCUUUCGACGACUGAAUGCGUUCAUCGGAUUCUGGAUGUAACCAAUUGUGAAUCAAUUCAAGAAUUGAAAUUCUACGAAACAGAUUCAUUUGAUGAACUUCCUAUUCUAGCGACACUACCACAUAUCGAACAAAUCUAUAUCUCGCGUGACUGUAACGAAGUUUUUGUUCACAAAAUGUUGGAAAUGCUCUCGAAAGUGACCUCGAAUAUUGAUAUGUGUCAAGACUGGUUCAGAAACCUUGAACAAUUUCAAAAAGUUCUCAUGCUAAACAUGAAUAGCAUCACAAUCUAUGCUAUGAAUCUUAGGGACCCAACCCGUGUUCGACUAUCUUUAGAUGACCUUCUCAUUUCCAAUGCUGUACAUCUACAUCUUUAUGAUGUCAUGAUCAGUGUGAAAACUCUCAACCGUUUUUUCAAGUUGUGGAUGAGAAAAAAGUCUAAUCCCCGGUUGGAACAUCUAAAAUUCCUGACUUUAGAAGAGGUGAGUCCAGAUGUCCUCCUGAAGGGACUCAAUGCUCUCGAGAUGCCUCAAACUACAACGAGAACAUUCCGAGUCUCGGACCAUACUAAUUCUCGGUGCCGAGAAAAAGUUGUGACUGGAGGGUUGGAUGUAAUGAGAUCGGAUGGGACACGAGCAACUGUGGCAAUUGAAGCGAAGGCUGGAACAACAAUUUUAGACUUUUAUGAUGUCGACUCCGUUCCCUCUCUUACGUCUUCCAAUGCUUGCCCUUAUUCAGUUUUCAAGCACAUGCAACCAGUUGAAGUAAUUGCAUUCUCGCUACUUUCCAAAAGAGCAAAUAACCUCUCGAAAAUACUUCGCAAAUUAUCUCCCCGUAACAUAGAUCUGAAAGGAAAAAGCGAUCACCUUGACAUUAGUUUUUGUUUUGCAACGUGGUACAACGUGGAAUUGAGCCUAUAUUUCUACAAAGAGAACGCACCGGAUUUGGCCGAUGCGAGGUUUCGAAACAGAGCUUUCACUCACGGAAACAUGGGAUUGUCAGCAUCACAAUGGUUGGAGCGGGUUCUAGAUGUGAUGAAUAACGAAUCGCUGAUGAAAAUUAGUGUCGAAGGAACUCCACAGUUUGAUGUAUGCGAUGCUUUUGCUACUUUGACUAAGCUUCCAAGUUUACGUAUCAUGGACAACUGUGAUGACAGUUUUGCAAAAAAAGCUCUGGAAAUCCUCUCGCCAGUUACUGCGAAAGUUGAAUUGUUCAAAAUUCCAUAUAAGAACAGAGAAGAGUUUCAGAAAUUUCUGAAGACUAAUUUGAACUAUUUGUUUAUUAACACUCACCAGUUCUCGAGAUUCACUCUUGAUGACCUUCUAGUCACAAACGCACUUAAGGUGGAAUUGCGAGGAGUCAGGAUGACUGCCAGAGAUCUGAACCGAUUUUUCACAAGUUGGUUUCAAAGCAAAUGCGAUUCUCGACUAGAACAUCUGACAUUGCGCAUUGAAGUUUUCAAUGAUUGGUCUCUUCCUGAAAUACUGAAUGCUGUUCCAUUUCCAAGAGACCAAAAGAGAAGGUUCUUUUAUUCAAAACCUCUAGACACUCCUUCAAAAACGUUUCGUGGAGGACAUGAUAUCGAAAGAGCAGAUGGAAGGAAAGCCAUAAUCACCUUUGAAAUCAAGUUCAACAUGAUGUACACCAAUAUCUAUAUUUUGCCGUAA
Messenger RNA from Caenorhabditis remanei, 3135 nucleotides. RefSeq lists its product as uncharacterized. The transcript is spliced from 7 exons. NCBI's taxonomy places the organism in Eukaryota, Metazoa, Nematoda, Chromadorea, Rhabditida, Rhabditidae. Gene Ontology annotation, molecular function: protein binding. The coding region runs from base 1 to 3135 and encodes 1044 amino acids. The record is from RefSeq and is a predicted model, not a curated record.